CCCUAUCAGCAGGCAGGCAAUCUCACAGGAGGGCGAAGGCGAAGGCGAGGGCGAGGGCGAGGGCGAGGGCGACCGGCUACUGAAGCUGUGCUUCUGACGAUUGCGGAUUUCACAAGUCGAUCCGGCCAACUGCUCCUGAUUGCACUCCGACGAAGCGCUCGACGCUUGACUAGGGAUGGCCACCUCCCCGAAGCUGUUUGCGCUCAUUGACUAUGGAGACAAUUACGUGCAACCAUUACUAUUGGCGGCCAUCGAGUCUCAAAUCCCUCCCGAUCUGCUCGUCCUCAUCAGCAACAUCUCCGAGCUGCCGUCUCCUUCGAGCAACUUUCUGCAAUGGCGGCAAUAUGAGGAUAUUGACUUGGAAGGUCUGAUGCACAGGUCUACAACAAGUCUGGCCAACAGCUAUGUCAUUCGAAAAGCUCUCAUUCGCAAACAUUACCUUUCCAGCACGGUCUCGCAUUGGCUGACCAAACAUCCGAGCAGCGUGCUGAAGCGCCACGUACAACCAAGUGUCGAAUUCGAAGUCGAUUUUGCUGAAUUCCUGGACGAUGCUCUGAUCGAAGCCUACGAGCUCAAGGAGAGCUGGCAACGGAAUGAAGCUCUUGACCAAGGCUCAGACGAUCGAGAAUGGUGGAUCUUGAAGCCAGGCAUGAGCGAUCGUGGUCAAGGCAUACGCCUCUUCAGCUCCGAAGAAGAGCUGACCGGUAUUUUCGAAGACUGGGAUCCUCCAUCUGAUGAUGACGACGAAGACAACCACAUCUCUCACAAGAGCUCCAACGAUGGCAAAGAGGAGAGUGACAACCAUGGGGUCAUCGCUUCUCAACUUCGCCACUUCAUCGCCCAGCCGUACAUUCAUCCUCCUCUUCUAAUGCCUACUUCGCAUCCCUCUUCGGGUCGCAAAUUCCACAUCAGAACAUAUGUGUUGGCAGUCGGUGCACUGCAGGUGUAUGUCUACCGGCCAAUGUUGGCACUAUUCGCGGGCAAACCUUACCUAGGCCCAUCAGCAUCAACACUACCGAAUGAAGAUCUUUCGAGCCAUUUGACCAAUACUUGCCUGCAGUCUGGUGAAAGAGAGGGAAGUGUACAUGAAUUCUGGUCUCUGCCGUCAAAAGUCAAUGACAAAGUCUCCGAACAUUGGCAAGAGGAUGUCUUUAAGCAAAUCUGCUCGGUCACAGGUGAAGUAUUCGAAGCUGCUGCUCGGAGCAUGAGUAUUCAUUUCCAGCCUCUACCGAACGCUUUUGAGGUGUUCGGGCUCGACUUCAUGGUUGAUGCGCAAGGAACUGCGUGGCUACUUGAAAUCAACGCCUUUCCCGACUUCGCGCAGACAGGAAGUAAGCUCCAGGAUCUAGUCAAGGGCCUAAUCAAAGGUGUUGUAUCAGUUGCCGUAAAGCCGUUCUUUGGACUGGAUGGAGGCAACAGCGAAGUACACAAUCUACAGCGAGUACUUGACAUCGACUUGGGCCGACGAUGA
Messenger RNA from Pseudocercospora fijiensis CIRAD86, 1471 nucleotides. RefSeq lists its product as uncharacterized. Gene Ontology annotation, biological process: protein modification process. The coding region runs from base 176 to 1471 and encodes 431 amino acids. Lineage: Eukaryota; Fungi; Ascomycota; Dothideomycetes; Mycosphaerellales; Mycosphaerellaceae. The transcript has a single exon. Gene Ontology annotation, cellular component: P-body. The record is from RefSeq and is a predicted model, not a curated record.